Messenger RNA from Lynx canadensis (Canada lynx), 532 nucleotides. RefSeq names its product disintegrin and metalloproteinase domain-containing protein 17-like. NCBI's taxonomy places the organism in Eukaryota, Metazoa, Chordata, Mammalia, Carnivora, Felidae. The transcript has 3 exons. The record is from RefSeq and is a predicted model, not a curated record. Bases 217 to 477 code for a protein of 86 amino acids.
AGCGAGUUGAGCCGCCCUCUCCGAGCGCUUCCUGCACUUCCGGGGACCUGGUGCCGAGGUCUAGAGUCUUCCGGUAGGCGGCGCGGGAGGAGUCAGAGUCUUGAGGGGCCGGGCCGGGCGGAUUCCCUUCUCUCCCAAUGCGAGCAGUGUCCUGAGCGCCCCCCCCGUCAGGCGAAGGCUGCCCAGAGAGCUGGAGCCGGUGGCCGGGCCGGGAACAUGAGGCAGUGUCUCCUCUUCCUGACCAGCGUGGUUCCUUUCGUGCUGGCGCCGCGACCUCCGGACGGGCCGGGCUUCGGCUCCCCGCAGCGACUCGAAAAGCUUGAUUCUUUACUCUCAGACUACGAUAUCCUCUCUUUAUCCAAUAUCCAGCAGCACUCAGUAAGAAAACGGGAUCUACAAGCCUCAACACAUUUAGAAACACUACUAACUUUUUCAGCCUUGAAAAGGCAUUUUAAUUAUACCUGCGUCAAGUACUGAACGCUUUUCCCAGAAUUUCAAAGUCGUGGUGGUAGAUGGUAAAGACGAAAGCGAG